Messenger RNA from Paramuricea clavata, 3053 nucleotides. NCBI's taxonomy places the organism in Eukaryota, Metazoa, Cnidaria, Anthozoa, Malacalcyonacea, Plexauridae. The record is from the annotation of a GenBank genome assembly.
AUGUGCUUUUUGUUCGGUUUUUUAGACACCAAUCUUUUUCACACCCCUGUGUUCGAGUCUGAUAGCUUUCAACCAAUAUUCAACAGUGAGAUUGAUGUUGCAAGUAAUAUUAAGGACAUAAACCAACCAGUCUUUGUGGGAGAAACACGAAGAGUUGUUGAGACACAAGAAUCACAACAGCUUACUGCUGUGGAAGAACACGCACCUGUAAACAAAAACAAAAUGGUCGUAGAAGCAAAAUCGCAGGCGGGAAAUGGAAACGAACUAAAUGCAUCUGAUGCUGGAUAUACUGCCUCUGGUAGUGCUGAACAAACUUCAAACCAUGUGAUUGUUGUCACGAGUAAAAUUGAGGAAAUAAAACACGUUAUGGUGCAAGAAACAGCUGUUAUAGAUACACUGACAGAAAGCAUGCAAAAGUCCCCUGGUUCACCUGAGAAGACGACUGUUGGCGAUCAAAAUAAUAUUGGGAAGGGUAAUGAAGUAGGUGAAACAGGCAGCACGGAUGUUGAUAGUACAGUACAGGUACCCAUUAAAGAUUUAAUACCAAAUAAUAACCCAAAUUUCGAGAAUGUUAGCAGAAGAAGUUCUAACGAACUUAGUGACAUAAGUCAUGGCAAUGAUGGGUGUGCUGGGAAAUUGACAAAUAACUCUGACCCGGGUACUGAAGAAGAUAAACCUUCCUUACAAGAGUUAAAUGAAGUUGUCGGCAAAUCUAAUGAACUUGUCGAGGAAACUCGUACGACUGGAACGAGAAACGUUGACCAUGACCAACGUACACCGGAACUUGUACAGCAGUCAGAAGAGAAGAAUGAGAGCGAUAUGAAAGGCGGUGAUGACAAACCGAAGACAGAAAGUGAAAAACCGAGGAAUAAUUCUGGUAUUUCUGAUGCGAAUGGCGAAGGAGAUAAAGUUGAGGAAAUGGUGGGAGAAAAUGUAAUAACAACUACUGGUAAUGACCAACAAAUUGCAAAGGAAACCGGAAAAAAUAGCAAAGAUGAUGAGUCCAGUAGAACGAGAAGAGCUACCGGAUCCACUACGGAUGCAAAAGACGAAACAUCAAAACUACAACAAUUAGGUGAUGUUCAGGUAUGUUUCUCGAGUAUAAGCGACAUGGAGUAACUGAAGACUUGGGUGAAAAUUGGAUGGGAGUUGAUUACCUUACUGUAUUACUUCCAAAAACUUGAGUUUUGUGCUGCAUUGAUGCAUUUGUUUUGCUUUACUCAAAUAAUUUAUGCAGUGUUACCUACUGUAUAUUUAGGGAUACCUUAAGUUUGUAACCUCACUCACCAUUAAGAUAUCGAAAAAAAUGUUUUCGACGCACUGUAUAAAAUUGUGGUGGCAUAGUGGUGGCAUCUUACUAUAUUAGGAAGUAAAAUAAUUUGCAGUUUGAUGCAGUCAAAAAUAUUGUAUGUGUAGUCAAAGUGUAUAAAGUAUAAUUUUAAUAUUUGUUAAGCUUUUAUUCAAAAUUUUUUUUGCUCUGAUUGUUCUAGUGUAUACAGUUUAUUAUUUCGACAGCCAACAAUACACACGCUUUUUGUGUUGUUCACGUAUUAUAUUUUUUUCAAAACUGUAGGGGGCCACCUUAAAAUAAGGUACAAUGUAAUUUGAUAGGAUGAACUUCUUUUUAAAACGAAGAAACUCUUCGAAAUAUUUCUGAGAAACCAUCCACUACUCCAUUCACAAAUGAUGUUGAAUCUACUAUUCCUGCAGCUGAGGUAUAAAUGAACAGUGAUUUAUUUUUUAUUUUUUACAUGCUAAAAAGUGUACCAAUCAUUCAAUCAAUUAUUCAAUUAAUUAGUCUAUCAAAUUAAUCAUUAAUUCAAUUUACUAUGGUUGAAACCAAGGUCCUUGCAGAAAAACUGGAAUUUUAAUUAACGGUGUCCGUAAAUCUCUUCGUUUCAAAUAUACAUAAAAUUUUCCAACAAUGGGUUAUUUUCCAAGUUUGAACUUCAAAAAAACACUUUUUCGAAGUGAUUGCGAUAAAAAAUAACAGUACUGUUAAUUUUGAGGAUACCCGGUAGUUGUUAGGAAUAAGGAAAUUUUGAAUUUCCUGCGAGUUGAAUGUUAUAGUGCAAAUUGUUUCACACCUACUAUGGCGUGACGCUGUUCCAGUCAAGUAAUAUGACAUUGCAGAUUUUGGGACGUAGCAUAAUUUAUCGUUAGGGUAGUAGUGGAGAGUUUUAAGUUAUGCGAUUUAAGUUAUACGUAUCUUCUUCACUUUUAAUGACCCAAAGCGGUACAGUCAGUCGUUAAAAUUUGCCUGUUUUAACGGGGUAUCUUUAUAAGAAAGUGUGUUGUCUUGGCGUUUUUCGGGGACAAAAAUAAGUGGCCAUAAUAUAAAGGUGGCCGUAUUAACGGGGUGGCCGUAAGGCGGGGUUGCACUGCAGUUUAUAUGCUGAAAAUCAAACAACAGCAUUAAAUUCAAGCUUUUUGCUGUCAGCAGUCGUUCUAAAAAUAAUAGAACUUGUCAAUUUCAGUCAAUAGCGCAUUUGGCAAUAUUUCAAAUGUAUAUAUUUGAAAUAAGUGCAACACUCCGAAAAACGUGACAAAUUUGCAUUGUGUCAUUGAUACUUAGGUUUUAUGUUAGUCAUGUUCGUUUUGUUACUGUAUCUGCAAUGCCUAUAUAUAAAGUGUUCAGUACGAUUCCUGACUCUGGCUGUAUUAAGUUCAAUAGCUUUUCCAGUUUAGGUAAUGAAUAUGGUUUAAAAUAUCUCUUUCUUUGCAUUUGCUAUUUUUAGUUUAUAAGUGUUCAAUUGUCCCCUACUGGGUAUAGCAUGUUGGCUUGGCGCACAUGACCAGCCAUUACCAGGCUCACUCCGUAGGAGGGUGGAGGGGUGGAGGUGAGACAUUGGGAAUGAAGUUAUGUGACCGUACAAUUGUUGAAUUUUAUGAUAUAGUAUUUCUUAUAUAUUGUUGUGUUUAUUAUAAUAGAAAUAUACUGUAUACAGAAAACCAGAACUUGAAAAAGAAUCAGGAAGAAAGAACAAGAAAAAAGGAAAAACUAAUACGUGAGUUUAAUGUCAUUUGGAUUCCUACGUGAUAGUUAAUAAACG